AAACAUAUUUUCUGUCCACCCUCGAGAUCACAUUGCACUCAUAACCACCAUGGCUGAGCACCACCAUCACCAUCACCAUCACCACCCUCACCACCACUCUCAUCAUCACAAGGAUGGAACUCAAGUUGACUAUAAAAAGGAAGAGAAGCACCACAAGAAUCUGGAGCACCUUGGUGAAAUGGGAGCAGUUGCUGCUGGUGCUUUUGCAUUGCAUGAGAAGCACAAAGCAAAGAAAGAUCCAGAGCAUGCCCACAGGCACAAGAUAGAGGAGGAGAUUGCAGCGGCAGUCGCGGUUGGAGCUGGUGGAUUUGCCCUCCAUGAACAUCAUGAAAGGAAAGAGGCCAAGAAAGAAUAUAAGGAGACUCAUGGAAAGAAGCACCAUCAUCACUUUGGUUGAAAAUAAAAAAUAAAAAUAAAGACAUGAGAGAGUGUGUUGUUCCCAGUUAGCA
Messenger RNA from Gastrolobium bilobum, 449 nucleotides. RefSeq names its product abscisic stress-ripening protein 2-like. The record is from RefSeq and is a predicted model, not a curated record. Bases 50 to 397 code for a protein of 115 amino acids. The transcript has 2 exons. Lineage: Eukaryota; Viridiplantae; Streptophyta; Magnoliopsida; Fabales; Fabaceae.